Molecule: messenger RNA, 3798 nt
Organism: Calypte anna (Anna's hummingbird)
Lineage: Eukaryota; Metazoa; Chordata; Aves; Apodiformes; Trochilidae
Gene: ADAMTS17
Product: ADAM metallopeptidase with thrombospondin type 1 motif 17
Exons: 23
Coding region: 69-3410 (1113 amino acids)
Biological process (GO): extracellular matrix organization; proteolysis
Cellular component (GO): extracellular matrix
Molecular function (GO): metalloendopeptidase activity
Source: RefSeq, a predicted model, not a curated record
UCCGGCCCGGGCUCCCUGUGCCGCCGCCACCUCCUUCGCUUCAUUCUGGGCCCCGCUUCUGCCAUAAAAUGUUUGACGGCUGCCUCCUGCCUCUCGUGUUUCCUUGCCUGCUGUUUUGGGGACUGGACGCCGGCACAGCUGGCGGAGCGGAGCUGGAAGUGGUGAUCCCGGAGCGAGUGGCGCUGGAGAAGAUCCACCUGCUGCCGCCCGCCCUGCGAGGGGAUCGCGGCGGCCCCCGGCGCCGUCGGGCGCUGCCGCGGCAGCGGGCUGUGACAGAGGCCCUGCUGCUCCGCCUGCCCGCCGCCGGCGCCGAGCUCUACCUGCACCUCCGCCGCGACCUGCGUUUCCUCGCCCGGGGCUUCGUGGUGGAGCAGCGGCACGGGGAGGGACAGCGGGCGCCCGGCCCCCGGCGGCCUCCAGAGGAGCGGCUCUGCUUCUACACGGGACGCGUCCUGAACCGAACCGACUCCUUCGCCUCUCUCAGCACCUGCGCCGGGCUGGUUGGCUAUAUCCAGAUUGGAUCAGAGCACAUGCUAAUACAACCAGUGAAUACAUCAGAGACCUCAUUUAGUGGAAAGGAACACUUCAUCAGGCGUAGAAGAUCCACAAAAUCAAGCCAGCCCGUGAAGCCACACCUGCCUGAUGAGCACUGCAAGGUUGUAGCAGAAAAGAAGAGACAAAAGAAAAUGAAAUCAACCAGUGACUGGAGGGAGAGAAGAAAUGCCAUCCGACUUACCAAUGAGUACACAGUAGAAACUUUGGUGGUGGCAGAUGCUGAUAUGGUCCAAUACCAUGGUGCUGAGGCUGCCCAAAGAUUCAUCCUCACAGUUAUGAACAUGGUGUACAACAUGUUUCAGCACCAAAGUCUGGGAAUUAAAGUCAGCAUUCGAGUGACCAAACUAGUCCUGCUCCGCAGCCGUCCCGCGAAGUUGUCUAUUGGGCACCAUGGAGAGAGGUCUCUGGAGAGCUUUUGUCAAUGGCAAAAUGAAGAAUAUGGUGGGGCAAAAUACCUUGGUAACAACCAGGUUCCUGGCGCAAGGGAUGACACCCCUCCUGUGGACGCUGCUGUUUUUGUGACCAGGACAGAUUUCUGCGUACACAAAGAUGAGCCUUGUGACACUGUGGGAAUUGCUUACCUGGGAGGUGUCUGCAGUGCCAAGAGGAAGUGUGUUCUUGCUGAAGACAACGGUCUCAAUCUGGCAUUUACAAUUGCACAUGAACUUGGGCACAACAUGGGAAUGAGCCAUGAUGAUGAUCAUCAGCCCUGUGCAGGGAGGUCUCACAUUAUGUCUGGAGAAUGGGUGAAGGGCAGGAACCCAAGUGACCUUUCCUGGUCUUCAUGCAGCCGCGAUGACCUUGAGAACUUCCUAAAGUCCAAGGUCAGCACCUGUUUGCUGGUAACAGACCCCCGGAGCCGCUACGCGGUGCGGCUCCCUCACAAGCUGCCUGGAAUGCACUACAGUGCUGAUGAACAGUGCCAGAUACUGUUUGGGACCAAUGCUACAUUCUGUAAGAACAUGGAGCACUUGAUGUGUGCUGGGCUCUGGUGCCUGGUGGAAGGAGACACGUCCUGUAAAACCAAGCUGGACCCUCCUCUGGAUGGCACUGAGUGUGGUGCAGACAAGUGGUGCAGAGCUGGGGAGUGUGUCAGUAAAACUCCCAUCCCUGAGCAUGUGGAUGGGGACUGGAGCAUGUGGAGCCAGUGGAGCAUGUGCAGCCGGACCUGCGGCACGGGAGUGCGGUUCCGACAGAGGAAAUGUGACAACCCCCCCCCAGGACCAGGUGGGAAGAACUGCCGGGGAGCCAGCGUGGAGCACACUGUGUGUGAGAACUUACCUUGCCCUAAAGGUGUGCCAAGCUUCAGGGACCAGCAGUGCCAGGCCCAUGACAGAUACACCAACAAGAAGAAAAGCCUCCUGACAGCUGUCAUCAUUGAUGAUAAGCCAUGUGAGCUCUUCUGCUCUCCCUUGGGGAAGGAUUCUCCUGUGCUGGUGACAGACAGAGUCCUUGAUGGUACUCCAUGUGGGCCUUACGAGAGUGACCUCUGUGUACAUGGCAAGUGCCAGAAAAUUGGCUGCGAUGGAAUCAUUGGCUCAGCUGCCAAAGAGGAUCGCUGUGGGAUCUGCAGUGGUGAUGGCAAAACCUGUAAAGUGGUGAAAGGAGACUUCAACCACACCAAGGGGAUGGGUUACAUUGAAGCAGCUGUGAUCCCUGCAGGUGCCCGGCGGAUCAGAGUGGUUGAGGAUAAACCUGCUCACAGUUUUCUGGCUUUAAAAGAUUCCAGUAAGAGAUCCAUUAACAGCGACUGGAAAAUUGAGCUUCCUGGUGAGUUUCAGAUCGCAGGCACUACUGUCCGGUACGUGCGAAGGGGGCUGUGGGAGAAAAUCUCUGCCAAAGGACCAACUAAAAUACCACUGCACUUGAUGGUGCUGUUAUUUCAUGACCAGAAUUAUGGAAUUCAUUACGAAUACACCAUUCCUGUAAACUAUACUGCUGAAAACAGAAGUGAGCCAGAAAAGCAACAGGAUUCUUUGUACAUCUGGACACACAGUGGAUGGGAAGGAUGCAGUGUGCAGUGUGGAGGAGGUGAAAGGAAAACCAUUGUGUCCUGUACUCGAAUUAUUAACAAGACCAUGACCCUGGUGAAUGACAGUGACUGCCAACGAGUGAAUCGCCCCGAGCCCCAGGUCAGGAAAUGUAACACACACCCCUGCCAGUCACGGUGGGUGACUGGCCAUUGGAGUCCCUGCUCUGCUACUUGUGAGAAAGGAGUCCAGCACCGGGAAGUGACUUGUGUUUAUCAGCUGCAGAAUGGCACCUAUGUGAACACAAGAGACCUUUACUGCCUUGGCAACAAACCCACUGCUGUACAGAGCUGUGAAGGACGGGACUGCCUUUCUAUCUGGGAAGCUUCAGAGUGGUCAAAGUGCUCAGCAGACUGUGGCAAGGGGAUCCAGAAGAGAACAGUGACAUGCACAAAUUCUCAAGGAAAAUGUGAUGCAGCCACCAGGCCAAGAGAUGAGGAAGAGUGUGAGGAUCACACAGGCUGUUACGAGUGGAAAACAGGAGAUUGGUCGAAGUGCUCCUCAACCUGUGGGAAAGGCCUCCAGUCACGUGUGGUCCAAUGUAUGCACAAAGUCACCGGGCGGCACGGCAGUGAAUGCCCUGUCCUCUCCAAGCCAGCAGCCUACAGGCAGUGCCACCAAGAGGUCUGCAAUGAGAAGAUAAAUGUCAACACAAUUACCUCGCCCAGACUUGCUGCUCUCACCUACAAGUGCACAGGAGACCAGUGGACAGUGUACUGCAGGGUGAUCCGGGAGAAGAAUCUGUGCCAAGACAUGCGGUGGUAUCAGCGCUGCUGCCAGACCUGCAGAGACUUUUAUGCAAACAAGAUGCAGCAGAAGAGUUAAUGAAUCUGUGCUACUUCUUAGAGUGUUACAGCUAUUUGUAUGUAAAUCCUGGACUAGUAGGUCUGAGUACUGGAACUUCAUGAGUUGCUACAAUGUGGUGGAUUCCAAAGCAUACCUAGUAAGACUUGAAACUAAUUCUACAGACUGGAUACCAAAGUAAUCCACUCAUCCACCUUAAAAAAAAAAAAACAAGCAAACAAACAGAAAGAGUCAUCUCAAGGACCCAAUCAUUUUAUCAUACUUUGACAUCCUUACAUUUUUCAUUAGUGCUUUUUACUUUAAUAUAUUAAAUCACCAGCCACUGGAUGGCUUGCUACCAUUAAAGAAAAGGACAAGAGUUGCAAAGUUAUUACAUUGAGUAAGGUUAUGAGUACCUCCAUGGAGUAAG